Molecule: messenger RNA, 2901 nt
Organism: Siniperca chuatsi (mandarin fish)
Lineage: Eukaryota; Metazoa; Chordata; Actinopteri; Centrarchiformes; Sinipercidae
Gene: ints10
Product: integrator complex subunit 10
Exons: 19
Coding region: 295-2508 (737 amino acids)
Biological process (GO): snRNA processing
Cellular component (GO): integrator complex
Source: RefSeq, a predicted model, not a curated record
AAUGUGUCGUUAAAUAAAGGCUUAGCUUUGACUGGUCAUUUCAGAAGGACUUUUAGUUGCUUUUCUUUGUCUUGAUAUGCAUGGUUGUUAUAUGUAUAAUAUAAUUGAAUAAUAGAGCAUGGUCUGGUGAACAAUUCUAGAAAACAUGUCAACUGAAAGUCACAUAGCUAAUGCUAACUAGCUAUAUUCUUACAUUUUGCACAGAACACCUAUCUUUAGCUUAACGCUAACGUUGGUUACAGCUUGCACUUGAAACUUAUCCACCGAGACUUGAGCGUGCUCGAUUCAUGUAAAAUGUCAGCGCAAAAAGACUGCGAGUUUUUGGUGAAAAGAGCCCGGGAGCUGGUCUCUGAUGAUCCCUGUGCGGCCAAAGCCUGGCUCAUAACUGCCAGAACCCUUUACCCUGCAGAUUUCAACAUACAGUAUGAAAUGUACAUCAUUGAACGCAACGCAGAGAGGACAGCAUCGGCAGGGAGACUGCUGUAUGACAUGUUUAUAAACUUUCCAGAUCAGCCCAUUGUUUGGCGGGAGAUCAGCGUCAUCACAGCCGCCCUGCGCAGUGACUCUCAGGACAAACAUGCACAGUUUUUACGAGGGCUUUUUGAGACACUGCCUGGCCGUGUGCAGUGUGAGAUGCUACUGAAAGCCACAGAGCAGUGUUUCAACACUUUGGAGAAGGCAGAGAUGCUGCUCCUCCUUCUUAAGCGCUUUCCAGAGUCUGUGGUCCAACACGGGGUCAAUCUAGGAGAAACAUUGUUAGAGGCGGAGGCAUCAGAGAAUGUGGAGACUCCUGUCAACUGCUUCAGAAAACUUUUUGUGUGUGAUGUUCUUCCUUUGGUCAUAAACAACAUGGACAUGCGCUUGCCGGCCAGCCUGAUGCAGAAGUACAUGCUGAAAGCAGCUGAAUUCUACAUCGGCUAUAUUACCCGUGGACCCGCACCUGAUGCACAGAUACAGGGCGCUCAAGAAGGUGGGUCUCUGAAGUCACCCAGUGUGUCCCGUGGCUCCCAGCGUUAUGUGAUUGACGGCCUGUCAGAAAAGUCAUCAGUCGUAGCAGAACCUUGGGAGAGGCUGUUGGAUAUCCUCGCUGUGGUUGGAGCACGCUGCGAGUGGCAGGGAGACAAGGGACAGAGGAGUUACGUAGACAUGCUGCAGAGAGUGAAGGAGCUGUGUCGCUACCUGCCUGGUCUGGAAGGAGACACAAGGUCCCGCUGCUGCAGUCAAGUGGUCAUCUGUGCUGCACUUGUCCUCUUCCGCAGCGCCUUCCUCUAUGUCUCAGCUGUACAGCCUGCACUAUUCCAGGGUGUGAAUGCAUUGGGUUCGGGGCCGUGGAUCCUUGUAGAGGAUUUCAGCUCGGUGUAUAAUGAUGUGGAGGUGGAAAGAGCAGCAGUGAAACAUGCACAUAAGAAACGCAAACUGGCAGAUGGGAGGGAGAAGACAAUGAGCUCAGAUGAUGAGGAAGGGUUGGGAAAAGGUCGCGGUCGACACAUUUUUGUGAACAAGACUGAGAUGCCCAGCUGGACAGAGACUCUGGAGAGCUUCCGCACAGCGAGGGAAAGCUGGGACCUUCUUCACUCCCACGACAGCCUGGAGACUGAGUUCAAGAAGAUCUGUGCCUCUUGGAAGACAGACAGCUGGCUGUGGUUCAGAAUAUUCCUCUCUGACAUGAUCAUAUACCAGGGACAGUAUCGUAAGGCCCUCUCCAGCCUGCACCAGAUGGCUGCAGUGCAGCAACCUCAGCCUGGGCAGCACAGCCCCUCAGGUCAGGCCAGUCUGGAGCACCACAGGGCCCUCAUACAGCAGGCCUCCUGCCACUACGCACUGGGAGAGUACAGGAUGGCCUGUGAGAAGCUGCUUGAUGUUGUCAGUGGGCUAGUGCCCCCAAACCAAGAACCAACAAAGAACCUAGAGGAUCAGGGUAGAGUCAAGACCAAAACGAGGAAAGGUAAUGACCUGAGAUUGCUUCCCUGCACCAGUAAAGCUGUGUUACCUUUCUGCCUCCAGCUGAUGCUGGCCUGCUUCAAGCUCCGUGCCUUUACAGACAGUCGUGACGACCUGUCCCUCGGUCAUGUGGUGGUGCUCCUGCAGCAUGACUGGCCACAGGGCGAGAUGCUGUUUUUAAAGGCAGUGGAUAAAAUCUGUCAGCAAGGCAGUUUCCAGUAUGAGAAUUUCUUCAACUAUGUCACCAACAUUGACAUGCUGGAGGAGUUUGCAUACCUACGCACUCCUGAAGGGGGAAGGAUUCAACUGGAGCUGCUGCCCAAUCAGGGAAUGCUUAUCAAGAACCCUAGUCCCGCCCUGGGGGUGGAGUUAAAUACCCUUCUGCUACAAGGGGUGCAGACGAUGGACAGACACCACACAGUGACUCGUGGCAUCACCAAAGGAGUGAAGGAAGAUUUCCGUCUGGCCAUGGAGAGGCAGGUGUCACGUUGUGGAGAGAACCUGUUCACUGUGCUUCACCGUUUCUGCAUCAACGAGAAAAUCAUCAUCAUCCAGUCUCUUCCUUGACACCUGUCAUGUGACUUUUGAACCUUUUCAUAGUUGAUAUUCUGGGCGCAGUUUUAAUGCAGUUGGACUGACUUUAUGAUCCCAACAGCUGUUUCUCAACACUGGAAACAUUUCUCGCUCUCUUGUCUUUAUCAUUCAUCACCGAACUCUUAAGAAAAUAAUAAGUCUCUUCUCAGAGAGUUGGAGAGAAUACUGGUUUUCUGAAUAUACAGUGCUCAUGCAGUUUUCCUUGUAUGUGUGUAGUUUUCGUCUUUACUGGUGUUAACCACAACUUGUGCUUAACCACAUUUUAAGUGGUUUAAUCAUAUUGUGACAUUUUGUGGGAGUCAAUAUUGACAAAAGAAUGAAGUGCAUUUUUGAUAUUCUUGAGUAAAGUUUAUUGUUUUUGUUACA